AUGGCAGCAGCCCCGGGAGGCGGAGGCCAUCACCCUUUCCAAGGGCAACAGUCCUUCGUAGACGACCAAUUCGACCUCUUCGACUGGCACCCCUACUUCCUCUCCUGCGUCCGCUACUUCGUCGACCACGCCCAGUACAACGGCCCCGUCCAGGCCCUCGCCGCCUUCAUCAACAUCCAAUUACCCUUCCAGCGCGCCCAAACCCAACCCACCGUCCCCCUCCGCGGCCCGCCCAACCCCAGCGGCGCAGCCAGCCAAUCCCACCACCACCACCAGCAACCAGUCUCACUCCAGCCCUACCUCCGCCGGCUCGUGGCCACGGGGUUUGACAUACCCCCCGUGCUGCACGGCUUCUUUGGCGACGACUGGAAGUUGGGCCUGGCUCCGCUGCAUGAGCAGGAGCGGCGGAAUUUUUUGUUUGCGGCUAAGAGUGCGUCGUGGUUGGAGGUCAAGCGCGCGUAUGAUAUGGGCCCGGACGAGGCGCUGCCGUUUUUGAAACCGUUGCGGAAUGUGACCGAGGCGGAGAUUGUUAAUGCCGAGGCGGGGUGGAGUGAGUGGUUGGCGAUGCAGGAUUGGUGA
Chaetomium globosum CBS 148.51 is the source of this 579-nucleotide messenger RNA. RefSeq lists its product as uncharacterized. The record is from RefSeq and is a predicted model, not a curated record. Bases 1 to 579 code for a protein of 192 amino acids. The transcript has 2 exons. NCBI's taxonomy places the organism in Eukaryota, Fungi, Ascomycota, Sordariomycetes, Sordariales, Chaetomiaceae.